Sinocyclocheilus grahami is the source of this 1581-nucleotide messenger RNA. It is a transcript of the gene gpr160, whose product is annotated as G protein-coupled receptor 160. The record is from RefSeq and is a predicted model, not a curated record. Gene Ontology annotation, cellular component: signaling receptor complex; plasma membrane. NCBI's taxonomy places the organism in Eukaryota, Metazoa, Chordata, Actinopteri, Cypriniformes, Cyprinidae. The transcript has a single exon. The coding region runs from base 298 to 1350 and encodes 350 amino acids.
UUAGCAGGAACUGUUGAAUGAAAAGGCAAGUACUGGCAAGUAUACUGCACUGCUGGUAUGCCGGUAACUCUAGUUAUGCUAGUGUUUAUUUUCAGCUUUUAUAUCUAUAUAUACAGUUUUAAUAUUUUAAUAUGUAAGUUGCUGAAUGAGUAGUGUUGUUGAAUCAGCAUUAGUACAGAUGAGCUUGACAAAAAGAGAAACCACAUCUACAUUUAAAUACAUGGAAACAAUUACAUAAUGCCCAUACAUGCUUAACAAAUAAUAAAAAACUCUGACUGAAAGUGGGCUAUUCGUUUAAUGUGCAGGGCUGGCCUUCACCUCGGUAGGGUGUGUCUACUGACAGCUGAUGUGAACUGUUUCAAUGAGGAACUGCUGGCCAGUUACAAGAAAGACUGGUCUGUUGAUUGUUCUGAUUUCAGCCUUGGAUUAUGCUGUACCAUGGAAACAUCAAUCCCCUCGCUUCUGCUGGUUCUGUGGCUCAAGAGUUUGCUGAACUGGCUGGUGGUCGUGGUGCAGCGACACUACAUGAUCAGGAGCUUCUCAGGAUUCUUCUGCAUUUCCUUGGCACUGAUUGACAGUCUCUUGAGUUUUGGCCUCGUGGCUAUUUUCUAUCUGGAAGACUUCAACAUCUCAGGCUGGCACUUCACCAGGUAUCACGUAUGCCUGCUGGCUCAGAUUGCUUGUUUUAUCUACGCCAUGCUCCACUGGCCAGUGUUCCUCCUUGUAGGACUAGACAACUUCUGGACGCUAUCAUCAAGCUCAACACACACAUCCUGGAAACAAAAGCUUACUUACAUAGCUGGAGUGUGUCUCCUUUGGAUUCUAGCAACUUUGUACGUUUUCUGGGAGCCUGAUUUUGUUCUGUUGUUAGAAUAUGUUGAGAAGCACCAGUGCGAGCUGUUUAGUAGAUCUCAGAGCUCUCAGGUUCUCGUAGCAUUGUUACUGAUGGUCACCUGCGUCAUUCUUUACUCGUAUGCUCCGUUUGAGAAAUGGAGGGUGCAGGUGUUUCUGCAUUCCACUCAACAAAGCUGCUUGGUUUGUUUAAGGCGGGCCAUGCAUACGUUCCUCAGCACGUGGGCCUCGUUUCUCGUUCUGAUGAUCAUCUCGCCGCUGCUGCAGAUAGAGAUGCACGCGCACCUGCAGCUGAACGCCAUCUGGGUGUGUUUCGUCAACAGCUUUUUCGUCGCUUUGGCUCUGUGCGGUCGCUCUAUUACAUCGAAUUCCAAGAAAAUCGACACCUUUACAGAUGGUUUUUGUUCCUGGUACUUUUGCUUUACAUAUGGAGCUGACGAGUGGAAUUAUGGACAACAAUCCAAUGACCGCACUCAAGUUAAAACACUAUAUCUCUGACCAUGUUUACUUCGGAGAAGGCGUUUUUCUUUGCUUUCUUGUUUGCAUUAAAAAAAAUUGCAAAUAAUUUUGCUUAACUGAUUCGUCUCUUUACUAGAAAAAUGUAUAUUGGACCAGCACCUUUUAGAAGACUACUGAUGUAAGAAUUAUGUGAUUUCUGCUUCAAAGGUAGAGCUCAAAUUGUUUUCCGUCUGUAUGCAAAUAACUGGACCCAUGAAAAUUACAAGGAAG